Messenger RNA from Pygocentrus nattereri (red-bellied piranha), 4701 nucleotides. RefSeq lists its product as uncharacterized. Gene Ontology annotation, molecular function: protein binding. NCBI's taxonomy places the organism in Eukaryota, Metazoa, Chordata, Actinopteri, Characiformes, Serrasalmidae. The record is from RefSeq and is a predicted model, not a curated record. The transcript is spliced from 5 exons. The coding region runs from base 71 to 1261 and encodes 396 amino acids.
CCAGAAUUAAGCCGGAGGCAUAAAAAUCAGCCACCCUGUAAAAUCCCCUCUAACUCCCUGCAGCUCCAGCAUGGCCGGCUUUCUGCUCCUGCUGUCCGUCCUGCUCGCGCUGUCCGAUGCUGAAGAGCAUGCCGUUAACGAGCUGUUCUCCCUAAUUGUAACUCCACCAGAGAAGAUGGUGCAAAGUGGUGUCUCUGACUCCAACAACCACACCAGGGCUGCAGGCAAAGAUCCUUCCCUGCCGGUCAACGAGCUGCUGGAACAAGGUAAAAAGUCUGCAGACCCAAAGUUCAUGCAUGUCCUGCCCGCUGCUGGGGUUUGGCCUAAACACGUGGGCUUGGCACCUCUGCCCCGACCUGGACCUCACAGCAAGAGCAAGAAGGACGAUCGUUUUCCAGUGGAGCACAACAGCGAGAAGACACGGACUGAUGAUGUCCAGCGUGCGAAUCAGCCUUUCAUACCUUCUAAAGUUGUCCCGGUUGUUGGUGUUGGAGUAAUGAACCGCACCCAGAAGGCCACACCUGAAAGCCCGGUCCAGUCCAACAACCCCCCACCCAGUGAAUCUGACAUUUACCAUAACCACAACUCCAGAUCCCGCGGCCGGCCUCAGCCCACCACGUCCAACUCACGUGGGAAAGAGAAAGAGAAUGCCAACAGACGACUGGACCCUGAAGAAAACAGGCCUGGCAAGUCCAGGCUGAGUGGAGGCAGCAGCUUGAACAUCACUCGACCGUUCAUCCUUCACAACCGCCGAAGCUCCAGCCUGCUCUACCACUUCGACAUCCUCAAAAAAGAGUCAGACUUCAGCCAGGAUGCUGUGUGUCUGAGUGAAUGCCGGAAAGAGAAGGACGAGACAGAACACUAUUGCUACAGUGAAUUUGCCAUCAAUGGCAUCGUCCACGACAUCGAUAUGAUCCGUAAAGGCAUCAGGCUGGUCACUCUGCUGGUGAACAGCGACGGCUUCUACAAGAUGAGCCGCCUCUACGUCACUCCAGACACGUACUUCUUCAAAGUGAACGUCCUGGUGCUGGACACCUUCAAAUGCACCAAGCCCUGUCCUGACUUCAAACUGGGCAGCCGAUACAUAGUCAUGGGGCAGAUUUAUCACCGGAGACGCCAUCUUCCCUCCAGUCUCCUCGCUCUCGUUGGAGGCAAGCUCAAACCAGGCGACGGCCUCCUGCGCAGCAGCAACUACGUCAAACGCUACAACAAGAGAAGGCACCAGAAAGCUCAGGAGGCCACACGCUCAAGGUGCAGGUGAAAGAAAAAUAACAGGAAAACAAAGAAACUAGUAGCCUCGCUACUGACACCUGCUGCACGGGAGGACUAACUGUGGCCUUAUGUAAAAAUAAAAAGAAACAACCUCAUAAUCAUGCAGUAUUAUCGGAGGAGAGAGGGACAAGCAAACAAUGGCUUCUCUGUCCACUCUGUCCGAACGUCCUAGGGUCAAUCAAAUCCAAGUGGGGAUAUUUUGCUUGCUGUACAAUGCUUGCCUUUUUGCUUGUCCUCUUUCAUAGACGACUCCGGGGGGAAUCUGCUGAAUUCCACCCAGUCGCAGAAUAUCUGAUUCAUGUCUGGAACAUGAACCAAGAACCGGCUAAAUGUUUCCUUCACGACAUUCAGAGAAAAACAGCAAAAUUGCAUUUUUUAUGUUUAUAUAUAAUGGAUAACAGUGGAUAGAUGCGGCAAAACCCUUCUGAAAAAGGACUACGGUAAUGCUACAGAACAUUCAAUAGGAUUCCUGUAGUAAACUGACAAAUGUACCACAAACGUUAUAAAUCAUAAUAAGAUGGUGCUACAGGAACAUUAUAUGGAAGUAAAAGAGUUGAAGUCUAUGGAAAUCUAAUAGCUUCUUACUGUAUUACUGCAGGCUUUUUUUUCAUAAGGGUAACCACGACCACAUAUACACACGCAACCUAGUACGCUUUCAGUGGGCACUUAAAUUUACACUUCCAGAUAAGGAAGAGCUGUUGGCAGAGAUUUUAGUGUUUCUUUACAAAAUAUACAGCACCUGAUGUUACCUACAGCUGACAUGUACGCACUGUAUCACUGUCCUCUAUCCAAUCACACUUUCCACUGUGGGAAUGUCAUGUGUCAUUACAACACAUUCCCCAUGCCUUGUUUGUUUUCCGUUCACACCAUUUGACCGGCCACACCGGACCAGCAUUAGUGAGAAAUAUCAGAGGAACGGUCGUUUACCCCGUCUGCAGGACCGCCACGGGACAAGCCAAGAACACAGAGGUCCUAUUUAGUCCCCAUUUUCUUAACACUGCUUUCUCCCUUUUGCUCGGCUUCUUAUCAGAAUUCAGGAAAUGCACUGUUACGCUUAAAAGAAAAAAAGAAAGAAUGAAAGAAACGGGGGGAUGGGGGUUGGAACAGGGACAAGGGGAAGUAAAAAGGGGAGAAAAAAGGUUAAAAAAGAAUAAACAAAACUGAAAACCAAAACCCUUUUCUUCCAAACAAGGUUGCAUUUCCUUCUGCCUCUCCACGCAAUAAUGUAUGAAAGCCCAUUUGUGCCAGGCAGAAGAGAAAAAUAUGUCAAAUGUUUUAAUUAGAACAUACAUAUAUGAAAAAUAUAUAAAGCAAUUACUUUUUUCUCAACCACUUAUGUUCUCAAUAUACUGAUUUAGUAUCUCAUAAUUAUGAUUAAUUUGUCUAAAAAUAUUGAAAUAGUAUCUUGAAAUAUAUAAGACUAUAAGAUCUCUAUCACUUAUGUUUUCAAUAUACUGAUUUGGCAUCUCAAUCAUUUGUCUAAAACUACUUAGAAAUAAUGACAUUUUCUCAAUACUGUGACAUAGUAUCUCAAAGUAAUGACUUGUUUUCUCAAAAUAUUGACUUAUUAUGUUGAAAUAAGUAUUCUUAUUAUACUUUAAGAAAGUAAUCAUUUUUUGAGAAAGUAUUUUGACAAAAUAAGUCUUUUUUUUGAGAUACUAAUUUUGACAUACUGCUGGUAGACUUUUCCCUCUACCUGGUGGGAAUGGGCUUCAAAAGGAAAUCGGAUUACGGAGCAUGAGCGAAGAAAGAGAAGGCCGGUGUGUAUCGGGGUGUGUGUGGGAGCGUGUGUGUGUUUGCGUUCUAAUCGGACAGUAAUCUGAUACUGCGUGCACCUGGUUACAUGAAAGAGGGCGGUUCUGUUUAGGGUCCAGCAAGCAAAAACACCGACCAGGGCCUUAGGGUAGCCUGCAGGGCCGGUAAUGUAACGCCACCUAUGGUGAAUGUUUGCCCUCUCUCUCUCUCUCUCUCUCUCUCUCUCUCUCUCUCUCUCACACACACACACACCCACACACACACACAGAGGCUUUGGCUCAAACUCAAAGGAAGUGUGUGAAGGGGCCGGAAUGGAAGGGUAGAUGGGAGAGGUACAGGCCGAAAAGAAGAGGAGCUUUAUGGAAGUGUUGGGUGAGAAAGGAAAAGAGAGGGAACCUAUAAACCCUCCGUUCUGUUCGGCUUAGAAGGAAAGGAAUAGUCCAGCAAAAUUACAUGUGCCCUAAAUGUAGUCGAUCAGCCAAGACAUGUUUGCUGUCUGAAAUUCGCUUCUUUAGUUUUGCACUGGAGCUACAAGGCUAAUGUAACUAAUAGGUAAUGGAAGCUUAUACUCCACUCAUUAGCAUCAAUGUAAAGCAUUACACUCGCCUUAAACUGCAGAGCUGUUCGGUGAUCUCAAGUAGAGUUGCUUAUGUGUUUUAGGCCACUGUGUGACACACUGUUAUAUACAGAAAUGCACCACAUGUAUUUGAGGUUACUUAAAGCAACAUUUAGCUUUAACAGUCUGCUUGCCUCUUACAACGAUGCUGCAGUCUCUGCAUCAAGGUUUUCUGGUUUAAAGUCUAGGAAAACCUCCUCCUGACGACACACCUUGAAGGUGGAAGAACUACAUCUACUUUGGAUGGGCUGUUGAUUUAUUCCCGUUAGCCAAGACAGCUAAUCUUACUAACUACUAGGACACGGACUCUCAGUACAAUGGAAUAAUCAAGUCAUUCUCACAAUAGAGAGAAUGGACCACAGAAAUGCUCAGAUAAGACGCUUUACUCCAUCAAGCUUGCUGAAUUAUGCAAGCUAAUGCUGCAGUUAGCAUGGUGACCUUGCUACCUGGACAUCUUUCCUCAGUUGGGCUUCUUUUCCAAAUUCAUCAGUUGAGUUGUAUCUUUAAGGAAGAUAAAAACGACCUUAUUUGACAACCAUGGUAAAAGUUAUGCAAAUGUUAGCUUGGUUGUUUCUGUUAGCUUCUAGAUUAGGGGCUAGCACUCAGGAUGGGUUGACACCACAGGGAUUGCCAGUGAUUGUAUACGGUGUUAGUGUAAUGCUUGCUGUAUUAUAUAGUGUGAUUAAAAACAAAUUAUUUAAUAAAUUCUGUUAAACCGAUGAGAUUUCUGUGCUAUAGCUUGGUGCAUAACACAACAAGUAACACGCUAAAUGCUAGUUUUAGGCCAGAAUGCCCCUUCAACAACUCGGCACCAUUUGAGACAAAUGUAUGACGAUUCAGUGCUAAUCAGUUGAUAGAAGAUUCACGUUUGGUAGUGUCUAAGGUUCACGCGUUAAACAGGUCUUGGCUAAUCGACUAUGUUAAAUAUAAGGAGAGAAACGUUGUGUUUGAGUCUAAGGAAUACUGGAGGUUGGAAUGGCAGAUUGAUUUUGUUAUGCACUGUAGAUGCACAUUUUGUCUCCUUCUGAAAUUAUAUUAAAUAAAGUAUUGUUUUUCUA